Anopheles darlingi is the source of this 3141-nucleotide messenger RNA. Its product is annotated as zinc finger protein 90-like. Gene Ontology annotation, biological process: regulation of transcription by RNA polymerase II. Lineage: Eukaryota; Metazoa; Arthropoda; Insecta; Diptera; Culicidae. Gene Ontology annotation, molecular function: DNA-binding transcription factor activity, RNA polymerase II-specific; RNA polymerase II transcription regulatory region sequence-specific DNA binding; zinc ion binding. The record is from RefSeq and is a predicted model, not a curated record. Bases 269 to 1714 code for a protein of 481 amino acids. The transcript is spliced from 3 exons. Gene Ontology annotation, cellular component: nucleus.
GCAUGUUCCACUUAUCGUGCUAUGGUAUUCGGCCAAAAUCAGGGGGGCGCUCCGAGGAGGUAAACAGAGGAUUUUUCUCCGCUUGCGGCGGCUGGCCAAAAAAACGAAAAUACAGCAUCCAUCGUCCCGUCCAUCCAUCCAUUUCGGCCGAACCGUGUAACCCCAUCGAUUCCGGUGGUCAGCCCGCAACGCGUUUCAACCUCGACUCCCUCCCACCCCCUUUUUCGACGCCGGCCCGAGAGUGUGCAUAAAUGUUUCCAUCCUAGUCAUGAGUCCUUCACAUGCAAAAAUAGAAAACAUUUGCAGGCUCUGUUUGUCCGGCGAUGACACUUUGGAAUCUAUUUUUGGUGAUAGUGGAAGCGAUUCGCUUCCGACGAUAAUCUACGACUGCACAUCGAUUAGGAUUCAACGAAAAAUGGGCUUUCCAUCAUCGAUUUGUUGUGCGUGCAAAAUGAAGAUCGAAAGUUUCCAUCAGUUUCGCGAGCAGUGCAAACACAACGAUGAAUACCUUCGAUCAACGCUUGCUCCAGUGGUGGCGCAGUUCGGCUGCGGCGGAGACGACGACGACGAGGGUGAAGACGAAGAGGACGAGGUGAUCAUAAAGAUGGAACCGGAAGUUCUGCUGGAAGAGCGAAGCGAUAUCGAUCCCAAGGAGAUAAAGGCUGAAGACGAUGGCAAUGGGGAUGACGGUGAUCCUAUCGAAUCAUACGGAUCGAGCCGACGUCUUGAUCGUAACGAAAAUCUACUGGAUCUACACGAGCGAUCGAUCGACCGAUGUGAACUGGAUGGAUGGUCGGGAACGAAUGAUCCUGAUCGUGAUUCGAUCGGUAACUCCUCAGAUAGCAUGCACCACGAACUGUACAUGUCGCCCGAGUCACUGGGCUACGAUGGACUGCACAAGUGCGAGUACUGUUCGCAGGAGUUCAGCGUACUGGAGCAGCUAAAGCGGCACAUAACGAGUCAUAAGGAAGAACGGAUCUUUCAGUGUUACUACUGUCCGAAGACAUUUCACUUUGCCAAAAACCUAAACAUGCACGUCGAGUACAUUCACUCGAAGGCCAAGUAUUCACAGCCACUACCAACGACGUUCUCCAGUCGAUCGGCCAAUGGUCAACGGCAACAGUUCUUACUCCACAGCAGUAGCAGCAGUAACAAUGGAACUGUGAGUCCCAGUAGCACGAACGAUGACGAUACACUCAGCCCCAUACCAUUGCUUCUCGAUAAUAUCGACAGUCUGAACAACAACAACACCAUGUCCAGCGGGACGGGAACAGAUUUGAAGCUGAACAUUAACCUGAGCGGAGGUAGUAGCAGCAACGGCAGCGAAGCGAGUGUGCUAGGGCGUACUGUAAAGCCGAUACGGUUACCUACCGCGGUCGGGCACGAGUGUCACGUGUGUCAUAAGAGCUUCCACGAAUCGACUGCCCUACGACAGCAUAUGCUCGUGCAUACGGGCGAAAAACCGUAUAAAUGUGAUAUCUGUUCGAAGUCGUUCUACAACGCUAGCACCCUGAAGACUCACCAGCGCAUUCACAGCGAUCAGAAUCCGUACCGAUGUGCGAUCUGCACGAAGAUGUUCGAUAAUGCGCGCAGUCUAGAGCUGCACCAUCGCACGCACACUGGUGAGAAGCCUUACGCGUGUGAUGUCUGUCUGAAGAAGUUUUCCUGCUCGUCCAAUCUGAAGCGCCACCGGAAGCUGCACGAUCGAGAUUAGUCGUCACACAUGUAUGUAGCAUGUAGCAUAGAUAGGAAAACCAAGAAGAAACUGGUAUACAGGUACACACCAGGGAUGUGUAAAUAGUGCUUCAUGAAACGGAAGUGCCGCUUAGCUAUAAUGUGAAUCUCACCAGUACACUAACCACCACUAAUGCGUACCGCUCGCAGCAAAAGAGGAAGAAUCGAUGUGCAUUUACUGAUAGUCAACUGGUGGUGUAUAUAAUAGCUACGCAAAACGCAACUAACGAAGCCUGUGAACCUUCGUGUUCUUUUCUGGGAGGCAAUUUGUACUCGUCGUUACUGUUUUCUGUUGAUAACACACAUCUACACAUAAACCCAUCAAUUUGUUAAUGUUAAUGUUGUUACACGGUGGUCAUUUUGAUGCACCAAAUACCCCCAAAAGUACUAGUAGGAGGUGACCAAUGAUCUCUUACCCUUGUCCCCCCACGUGAACGUUGUCACGAACGUAAACGAACGAAGAGUUGUACGAUCAUAGUCCGUUCAGCAUACAAUGUAAAUACGGAAGAGAAGAAAAGCAGACUUCUGGCCUGUGUUGCCACAAAAUCGAACGCCAAAACGACUGCAUAGCGCCCUUCAGAGCUGUGCAAGAUCUACGGAGAUACGAGAAGAAGGAGAACUGAUAGGCUGUUAAAGCUGUAACGUAGCUAAACACUGAAUACUGAAAGUCGAACCAAUAACGAGCUUACCUGUUUCGCUAGCUUCGUUGAACAACGUUUAACGUACCCACGAAGUGAUCGUGAUGAAACAAUAUCCUAACAAUAACUAAUCGCGAUAGUUCCUUUCGUUGCCAAAAACAAGGGUGAACCCAAAAGAAAAAGAGAAAACGAAAAAUGCCAGCCCAAUGGUAGCUGCUUGCACGUUAGUCAAUAGCAUUUUGAUGCAUUAUGUCGGUUGUUUUCGUUGUGAUUAUCGUACGCUAAGCUUUACAGAAUUAAUUUUUGCAACAUAUGAGUAAUAGAAUUCUUAGUUUAUUUUACCUUAUGAGAACAGAAACAGAACAGGGCGGACCGUACGAUGUAAUCGACGAAAGGCGGAAACAGAACAACGUUUGUUCCUAGCAGGAAGCCAGGUCCUCCCAAGAUACGUUAAUUAUUGUGAAACGCCUUGGUCUAGUCAAUCCAUGCAAUAUUGAGGAGGAGAAUCACGAAUCGUCUGGCAAACACCCCGUCACCAAACGGUGACAGUACCAGCUAAGUCAUUUACCCCGCCAGCGAGAGUUAUUAUUUUGUAUUUUCUGAACCAUUUUACGUGAAACGUAACGUUUUUUAUCUUUGUUUUUAAUCUCACGCUUUAUCCAUUAACGAACAACACGUCGCUGAGAAGCUGAGGGAGCUAUCUGUAUAAAGCUAGCACUACGAAGGGUAACACUGACUUCAUUAAACGAAGAACACGGAUUGAAACGAG